CCACCGUGUAGCGUUGCGAGAGGGGCUUUUAUUUUGAAAGGUUUGAACCGGUUUUGGUUGUUCGCUCCCGUUUCCUUGACACUAAUGUGAACGCUUGGGAUAUUUGACUUGGUUGGGACAUUUGAAAGCGGAUUGAACUUCAACAGGCUCCCACUCACGAGUGUGUCGUCGGCUUGACCUCAGCUGAAGUUCACUGGGAUGUUUCCGUUGCGUCUUGUUCUCACCUAGCUCCAGCGACGUGAAGCGGGGGCUCCUCCACUAAGCGGGUGGGCUGUGUUGGGUGACCGGGGUCCGCCGCUGUCAAACCCGCGCUGACAUGGGGCAGUCGCACCGGGGACGGACGGAAAACUGAAAACUGUUAAGAAGUCUUCCACGACAAACGCGACGAACAACAACGGACUAACUUUCCAUUUUUUUUGUUUGUUUAAACGAGUUGCCAGCUUCUCGUUCGGCCGUGAGGACCAAUGCAGAAGUGCAACUCCGCCGGCACCCACGGCACCACGCUGCCCCGGGACGCGGAGCUGCAGCUGCGGCUGGCGGACAGCGGAGGGGCCGGGGAGGGGAUGGAGAACGGAGCCGGGAAACAUUUCCUCGCUCCGGCCGAAGAGGAGAGCUCGUUUUGCACCAAGAGGAAGAUGCUGGUCUGGCUGGAUUUAAUAUGUCUCCUUGUCGCCUCCAUCCCAUUCUUUGCAUGCGAGUUGAAGGCCGUGACUCCGUACAGACGUGGCUUUUUCUGCGGAGACUCCAGCAUCACCUAUCCCUACGAAAAGAAAGAGGCCAUCCCUGACACCCUGCUCAUCGCUGGCGGUAUAAUCAUCACUGGCUUAACGAUUGCACUGGGCGAGUGCUACCGGGUCCGUUUCCGAGGUGUGCACUCGCGUGCGUUUGUCCGAAACCGCUAUGUGUCGUGCCUGUACAAGGAACUGGGGAGCUUCCUGUUUGGUUGCUGUGUGGGCCAGUCUCUCACCAACAUGGCCAAACUGAGCGUGGGACGCCUGCGGCCCAACUUCCUGUCGGUGUGCAACAUCACCUAUGCGUCCAUCAACUGCACUCCGGGCAGUUAUGUGCCCGAGGUCACCUGCAGGCAACCUAACCAUAAGUUGGAGGAGGAGGCAAGGAAGUCUUUUUUUUCUGGCCAUGCUUCCUUUGCAAUGUACACCAUGCUCUAUUUGGCAUUCUACCUACAGGCACGGUUGUCAUGGCGAGGAGCCCGGCUGUUGCGCCCGCUAAUACAGUUCCUGUUGGUGAUGAUCGCUGUCUACACCGGCCUGACCCGCAUCUCUGACUACCGCCACCACCCCAGCGACGUCCUCACGGGCUUCAUCCAGGGAGGCCUCACCGCGUACUGGGUGGCCUUCCACAUCUCCUCCAUGUUUAAGCCGUGCGCCCGUUCAGACCUGUCUCCCACGAGCAUGUCCCUGGAGAGUCCACUGUCCAGCCAGCAGACUGUCUGUUAGCAGGCGCAUUCCAGCAACCAGAGGACGAGAGGACAUGGACGGCAGAACGACAGCCAAGCACGGGCGAACAGCCGGAGACCAGAGAGAGAAAUGUUUUAAGAAAGGGAAUUAUUCUUAGAUAAAAGUGAUACAGAGUAUAAUCUACACAUGCAUGCUCCUGUGGGCAAACUGACACACAACAUACACUCACACAGUAAUCUAACAUGCUCACACACACACACAUGAAAUUCAAAAAGCACAUAUGACUGUGAGUCAAAGCCGUCCAGUGAAAAGAACUGCAUAGUGAUAUUAGACAUAUUUUUUAUAUAUAAAAACAAAAAGUAAUAAAAAUGUCUAUUUUUCAACAGCUGCUAAUAAUAAUAAUAAUAAGUCCUAGUUUGAACUUGUUUUCUUCUGUGAUGGAGGCAUCUCGUCAGUGAACGUGGUUCAGCUUUCAAAGCACAGCCGCUCACUCUUUUGUCACUUGGUGAGAGAAAGAGGAAAUAAAACCUCCUGCCUCCUCUUUUGUUUUGGACCCUCUGCCUCCACUCGGGAAACCCGACCCAGCAGCUGUGAACUGAGACCAUCACGCCUCGGAUGUUAGACAAAAAACACCACUGGCUUCAACUCGUAACCGUUUUUACCUUCAGUGGCCCCGAUGUGCCACUGCUCUAAUCACACCGACCUGCAUCGCUAAACAAUAACCUGUAUGUAAGAAAGCGGCAUUUGUUCUGUGUCACGAUGUUAACCAGGGCAGUGGCAGGAGGAGGAAUCAGUUAACUCCACUUCCCCUUCGCUGCCACUUCUCUCUACUAACCACUUUGACUGUGUCUCAGAGGUGGAGGCUCGACUGAAUUUGAACCUUUGGCUUUUGCCCCUGGACUCUGAGCUGCACCUUGAUUUAUGCCACUCUGACAGGAGAGCCGCCCCCACGGGCCCUCCUGUGCAUCUUUAUUAAUAGCACUUGAACGUACAUAAUGGAACCUUCUUAUUAUAAUCCAUAUUAUAUAUUUUAUCACAAGUUUGAAUAAUCAGUGUUUAUUUUUUAUUAAUGUCAGACUCAUACACUAUAUUUGUUUUUUCUUUUCUUCCUGAAAUGAUAAUUAUUCAAAUUGAAUGUAAAUAGGUAUGUCAUUUUAUAAACCACACAGAAUUUUAAAAGUAUUAGUUCCAAGUCUGGACCGUUUUUACCUGUUUUAUGUACGUGAUUGUAUUUACAUUUGUGUUGAUCAGGUACGGAGACUCACUAUUGUAUCUGUUGUAACUACUAGACUGAGCCACAGAUAUUAUCAGAAAGCUAUAUUUUUCGUGUUCCCAGUUAUUGUCAUGUGUCUGUUUUGUCUGUGAAUGCCCGAAAGGCAGAAAUAACCACUGUAAUCAAAAAAACCAAACCAAUAAAAUGAAAGUUGAAUGUU
This is a messenger RNA of Platichthys flesus (European flounder), 2851 nucleotides long. RefSeq names its product phosphatidic acid phosphatase type 2D (gene ppap2d). Lineage: Eukaryota; Metazoa; Chordata; Actinopteri; Pleuronectiformes; Pleuronectidae. The transcript is spliced from 6 exons. The record is from RefSeq and is a predicted model, not a curated record. Gene Ontology annotation, biological process: signal transduction; phospholipid dephosphorylation; phospholipid metabolic process. Gene Ontology annotation, molecular function: phosphatidate phosphatase activity. The coding region runs from base 465 to 1457 and encodes 330 amino acids.